GACUACUGGUCCAAGAAUAGUUGCAUCACCAUUUACCAAAUCCGGGCAUCGAAAAUGGUCGCGCCCACCACACCACCAAAGAAUGCGUUCAACGCGUACGCCAGAAAAGUGUACAACCCUCUCGGGUUCAGCAAAGGAUACAACUUCGUGCUAUGGUUCAUCUUCGCGGGAGCGCUUUUUGGCUUCUGUCUCUCCCGGUUCAUGUAUCUCAGCUUCGACACCUUCUGCUACGGUGCUCCAGGCGGAGGCGCCGCGCCAGGUGAAUGCUAUUACUACACCAACUUCAACACCGCGCGAGUCGGGAUCACACUGCACUUGGCUGGCGUUCUCCCAGCUGGGAUCAUCGCGUGUCUGCAAUUCACACCCGUCAUCAGACAUAAAGCGAUUAUCGUGCACCGUAUCGGCGGAUAUAUUGCAUUGCUUGCCUACUUUACGUCUCUGGCCGGCGCAUUGAUGAUUGCGCGCCACUCGUUCGGAGGCGGCAUCGAUGUGCAGUCUGCGGUUUAUGUGCUCGCGCUCAUGACUACGGUCAGCUUUGUGCUGUCGUACAUCAACAUCAAGAAGCUUCAGAUCGAGCAGCACAGAGCGUGGAUGCUUAGAGGGUGGUUCUACGCUUCUUGCAUCAUCACGAACCGCAUCAUUCUCAUCUUGAGUACGAUAAUCAUCUCAAAGGUAGGCGAUUACCGCACUGCGUGGCCAUGUGCGAAAAUUGCCUACACCAUCGCCGACGAUGCGAAAACGCAGAGGCUAUACCCGGAGUGCGCGUCGUACUUGAACGGAACAGAUUCAAAGCAAUAUUCCACCGUGCGCGCACGGUUUGGAGGCGAACAAACGAGCGCUGCUGAGAUCGGCGCAGCGUUCAACAUGACUUUCGGGAUGGCGCUUUGGGUUGCAAUGGCCAUACAUGCUGUGGGUGUCGAAAUCUACUUGCAUCUUACUCCUCGUGAGGCUGAGCGUCUUCGCAAUGUUAGUUACCAGCGACAGCUCGAGGCUGGAAUGAAGAGCCCUGGUGCUAGCGGACUGACUACUGAUCGUUUGGGCGACUCUGAGAAGUGGGUGCCUCUUUCUGCGAGGAAGUCCAGCGAAGGUCAUUGAAAGCAUCAAUACCAUCAAUACCCCACCAGCAACGGGGUAACUGUCAUAUUAUAGAGCGUAUCGCAUUUGUUUUGGAGUUGAACUAGACGAGAUUAGACUUCUUCUUGGAUCUCGUGGAUAGCUUGUUUGUGGACAUUGUCAGAGGCAUACAUAUGCACUUUAUGUGCUGCAAUCAAUCCAUAUAUUUCUCUAUCAUUCAUUCAGUCCUUUUGCGCGUCUUUGUCAUUAUUCUCCAAUCUUCCCACCCUGUCAAAAAUGGUAUGCUAAUGCCAUCU
Periconia digitata is the source of this 1370-nucleotide messenger RNA. The record is from the annotation of a GenBank genome assembly. Lineage: Eukaryota; Fungi; Ascomycota; Dothideomycetes; Pleosporales; Periconiaceae.